AUGAGUAACGAAAAGCGAACAAUUAUCGUUACUGCUUUUCGUGUGUGUUCCACUUUCGUACAGGUUUUAUACCGCCACGAAGAACCACACGGCCAGGGCGAUGUAUAUUUCCUGUGGCAGACGGGAGCUUCCGCACAGCUGUUGGCUAGCACCGGAAGUGAUGGCACGGUGGCCAUUUUCAACCGCCAAGGGCAACUACAAGAACGCAUUGUACUGCAGGGACUCUGCGCCGGGUUCGCUUGGGAUCGUGACGGAGACGUGCUGGCGAUGAUAACGGCCAGCUCCCAUCAGCUCAUCAUCUGGGACUCAAACUCGCAAAAGAAACAAACCGUCGAUAUAGGACUCCGCGAUCUGCCGAGUUGCAUAAUUUGGUCGAAGAAAAUAGCGAUCCUUGCCGUGGGGACGUCCCGUGGCAAUCUCUCCAUCUACAAUCACAUCACCACCAAACGGAUACCAAUUCUUGGCAAGCACACGAAACGCAUCACCUGUGGUGCGUGGUCGACAGAAAACAUUCUCGCCCUCGGCAGCGAGGAUAAGUAUCUGACACUGAGCAACGAGGAAGGCGACACACUGCGGUCGAUUCAGUUGCGCGAUUGUCCGAGCGAUAUGUACUUUGCUGAGAUGAAGACCGAUGAACGUGUCCCGGGAGAAAACACUAUCAGCAUGAUCCUGGGGAAACGAACUCUUUUCCUUUAUCAUUUGCCAGAACCGGACUCGCCUACGGAGCUUGGUUUUCAGCAGCGGUACGGAUCGUUACUGCAGCACAAAUGGUUUGCCGAUGGGUAUAUUCUGCUCGGGUUUAGCUUGGGCCAUGUCGUUGCCAUUUCGACCCACCCGCGCGAAGUUGGGCAGGAACUUUGGCAGGUGAAAAAUCAUCGCGAUUCGCUCAACAGUAUAGCCGUUUGCAAGGAGCUGGAGCUGAUCGCUUCCUGUGGAGAUAACAAUGUAAAAGUGCAUUCCAUGACUAAUCUUCAAGAGACCGUCAAGAUUCUCAGCUUACCCGACCAAGCCGCACUGAAGCACGUUGAGUGGAGUACGGACGGCCAGUUACUUGGCGUUACAACGUCCCAGGGUGCAAUAUGCGUGUUUGUAACGAAACUUCAUUCCCUGUAUGCUGUCGCUCCACCGAGGAUAGCCCUGCUGUCGAGCUUGGCAGAAAUUGCUAUCUAUCACUGUGCACACGAUCGCCAGAAGUCACCACCUGUACUGAUAACGCUUGAAAUUGAACCAUCAUUUUUGACGAUCGGUCCAUACCACAUGGCAUGCGGUAUGAAUAAUCACGUCUGGUUUUAUGAUCUCGGUCGAUCGUUGAGCGAUACGCCGCUGCUGCUGGGCGAUCGUGAGUACAUGUCGGAGAUCAAACAGGUCGCACUUAGCUCGGAAUACUGUGCUGUACUUUGUGGAGGACAAAUCAUGCUGCACACGAUCGAAUCAUCCAACGAAGCGACACAAAACCGUGAACCAAAAAUAUUUCCGGACGAGAUACGAGGUAUUGCCGAAUCGGUAAUAACGUGCCUUGGGUUGACGAAUGAUUUUCUGUGCUUUGCAACAGAUCUCGGUAACAUAAUUUAUUUUUCCCUCGAAAACUGGUCUACGGUGUUACAGUUUCGCCAUCAAGCUGGCAUAAGAGCAAUAUAUCCGGACGUUGACGGCACACGACUAGUAUUUAUUGAUGAUCACAGCCAAGGCUAUCUAUUCAUCGCAGCAUGUGACGAAACCUUGCGAAUACCGGAUUUCCCCAAACAUUGUACAAGCGUGCUGUGGGACUUUUCACAGACACACAUUUUCGUAGCAAAUGACCGCAACACGUGCACCACUUAUGCGUUUGUGCGCAUAUCUGUGAAGGGUAAACUGGUAGAAAAAGUCGGUACGACAAGCUUGAUCAGUGAACAGACACCCCUAAUGCUUUACGAUGGAGAUCUCUGUCUACAUUCUGCCGGUGGAAAGCUAACGUCGAUCGUGCUGGACACACACGCCAACAAACCUGGCCGUGAUGCGAAGGAACAGCUACGGACGACGAAACUGAUGCGAAAGUAUGGCGAUGCAUGGGAACUUUGUAAGCUGAUGAAUGAUGAGGACGAAUGGAGAGCGCUUGGAAUGGCUGCGAUUGCCGAUUUAAAUGUUGCUUUCGCAACAAAAGUAUUCCGCAAUAUCGGUGACGUUGCAAUGGUUUAUGCGCUUGAGGAAUUGAGCCAAAUCGAAGAUCUUAACACACUGGCCGGAUUUUGCGCCAUGUUGGGGGACGAAAUCGAAGAGGCUAAAGCGCUGUUUGCGAAAAGCGGCAACCCAUCCGAAGCGCUCGAACUGUGCCGCGAUUUACUGCAAUGGGAACAGGCGAUGGCGCUAGCCAGUACGCUAGCACCAGAGCAACUGCCUUUUCUAGCGCGCGAAUAUGGAGCACAGUUGGAGUUUACAGGAAACCAUGCCGAAGCACUGAUGAACUUUGAACGAGGUCUUAAGCAUACGGAAUCAGAAACCAGACAGCAGCAACAGGAGCAACACGUUAAACUGUGCAAGGCUGGCAUUGCCCGUACUAGCAUAAAGUGUGGUGAUGUACGGCGUGGACUUCAGCUAGCACUGGAACUGAACGACCAACAGCUGUACAAUGAAUGUGGUGAAGCAAUGCUCACCGCAGGACAUUUGGCUGAAGCCGCCGCAAUGCUAGAGAAGGGCGAAAGCUGGGACAAGGCGGCAGAAAUCUUUAUAAAUUUAAAGCAGUGGAAAAAGGUGGACAACAUCUUGCCAAAUGUCGUAAGCCUUAAGUUGCAUGUCGCUUACGGUAGGGCGAAAGAGGCCGAAGGACAGUACGCCGAUGCUAUCAAUAGUUAUCAGCUUGCCGGAGAUUUGGACAGUGUUGUACGGAUAUAUCUGCAGCACCUAGACGAUCCACAUUCGGCCUCGGAGAUUCUGCUAGAAACGCGUUCUGUCGAGGGAUCGAAGCUGCUGUCGAAAUACUUUGAACAGCAUGGUGAUUAUGAAUCGGCGAUACAAUUUCUCAUAUUGUGCGGAUGUGUAACGGAAGCGUUCGCUAUUGCUCAGAAGCAGAACAAAAUCGUGUACUAUGGCGAAGUACUAGAACAGAGUGGUUCUGCGAAGCCGGGUGAUUUUCUUCAAUUGGGUGGAUAUUUCGACGGUGAAAAGUAUACGCUAUUAGCGGGCAAGUACUAUUUUUUGGGCAAAGAAUAUUCGAAAGCGCUUAAACUGCUGCUGAAAGCGGCCUCCGUUGGGAAUGAGGAAAAUACUGCACUGUCUCUAGCAAUCGAUUGUGUAGCCUCGGCUGGAGAUGAAAAGCUGUCUAACGUGCUGAUAGAGUACUUGUUGGGCGAGUCGGACGGUGUACCGAAGGACCCGAAGCUAUUGUUCCGGUUGUAUAUGGCCAAACGACAAUUUAAAGAGGCAGCUAAGGCGGCUAUGAUCAUUGCCAAUCAGGAACAAAUUGCAGGCAACUAUCGAAGCGCGCACGAUUUGCUCUUUUCCAUGUACCAAGAAUUAAAGCGUAAUAACCUGGCGAUUGCAACCGAUAUGAAGAUAACGCUCGCCCUGCUCCAUCGUUACACGCUGGUUCGGGUGCAUGUAAAGCGGGGAAACCAUUUACUGGCAGCGAAACUUUUGCUUCAAGUAGCGAAAAAUAUAUCACAAUUUCCAUCACAUGUUGUCCCGAUACUAACCUCUACCGUAAUCGAAUGCCACCGGACGGGUCUUCGAAAGUCUGCCUUCGAGUACGCGGUAAUGUUAAUGCGAUCGGAGCAUCGGAGCCAGAUCGAUGCUAAGUACAUAAAGAAAAUUGAAUCUAUUGUAAGGAAAGCGCCACGUGGACCGAUGGAAGAUGAAGGUGAACAGGAGUCAUCGAGUCCGUGCCCGGUUUGUGAAACACCUCUGCCCAACAUGCAUAUAGUUUGCGGGCAGUGUAAAACGACGUUACCAAUAUGUGUGGCUACGGGUCAGCACAUAGUGCGCGAUGAUGUAGCGGCGUGUCCUGAGUGUGAUUUUCCAGCGAUGAAAGUGGAAUUUAUCAAAAUUUUGGAAACAACCAACAAUCAAUGUGCAAUGUGUGGAGAAGAAAUCGACGCCGGACGACUGAUCGAUAUCGAUGACAUACAUCCGUAUAUCAACGCCGGUACUUAAUAGUUUG
This is a messenger RNA of Anopheles maculipalpis, 4132 nucleotides long. It is a transcript of the gene Oseg6, whose product is annotated as WD repeat-containing protein 19. Gene Ontology annotation, biological process: cilium assembly; intraciliary retrograde transport. Gene Ontology annotation, molecular function: protein binding. The transcript has 11 exons. Gene Ontology annotation, cellular component: intraciliary transport particle A; cilium. Lineage: Eukaryota; Metazoa; Arthropoda; Insecta; Diptera; Culicidae. The coding region runs from base 1 to 4125 and encodes 1374 amino acids. The record is from RefSeq and is a predicted model, not a curated record.